Messenger RNA from Rhipicephalus microplus (southern cattle tick), 1098 nucleotides. RefSeq names its product serine protease 33. Lineage: Eukaryota; Metazoa; Arthropoda; Arachnida; Ixodida; Ixodidae. The record is from RefSeq and is a predicted model, not a curated record. Gene Ontology annotation, molecular function: serine-type endopeptidase activity. Gene Ontology annotation, biological process: proteolysis.
AUGGGGAACGUCAGUUCGGUUCUGGUUCAAGCAAGAGACGAACCUAAGAGGCUCACCGGGAUCUGCGGUGGCAGCAUAAUCACCGCCAGGCACGUCCUCACCGCCGGACACUGCUUGUUCCUCCAUGGCCAGCGUUCUCCGCUCUCGGUGUUGUACGGCCAUACUACUCUGGCGCUGGCAAAGCAGUCCGCCGUAGUCCGGGCGAAGCUCCAUCCGGCUUACGACGACCGGACCCUGAUGAACGACAUCGCAGUGCUGGAGCUGCCGCACGAGCUAAACUUCUCGGACACCGUGCAGCCCGUGUGCCUUCCCACCGAGGACUUUCCCCCGCUGCCCGGAACCAUCGGCGUCGUGGCCGGCUGGGGAUACACGUCGGACUCUGGAAAGCAACACCGCAACCCGUACCUGCUCUUCGUCACGCAAGUCAUCAAGCCACAGGAAUACUGUGUGGCUAAAAUGCAAGGCUACUUCUACAGCCCUUUGACCUCGUUCUGCGCCUACCGCUACGGCUACGACGCCUGCCAGGGUGACUCCGGCGGUGGCCUGAUGGUUCUGCAUGACGACCGCUGGUACACGGUUGGUAUCAUCUCUUACGGCAUCGGCUGUGCUACGCCGGAUCUGCCGGGAAUAUACACUGACGUCACCAGAUACGUCGGCUGGCUCCGGCACGAGUUGCGAGACGAGCUGUGACUAACAGUUUAGCGUGUGCAGUCACGCAGGCUAUAUAGUAUACGUGCAGCUUUACUGGACGUCAAGUAUUUAGUUUGUGUGAACGGCACCAUGUGGCGUAUUGACAUUAUAAUUCUUAAGUCGCGCGGUGACGAAUGCAGUGAUAUGGCAGUAAAUAAAACGGAAUCAAUAUGUCGCGUUUCUUUUUAUAAAAAUGCGGGAGCUAUAAACCGAAACUGGACUAAACUUAAGUAAUAAUAAUUGGGCUUGAACAUCCCAAAAACCACGAUAUAGUCGUUAGGAACGCCGAAUGGCUCCCGAAAUUUCGACCACGUGGGCUUCCUUAACGUGCACUUAAAUGUAAGUGUAUACGCGGGCUUCAAGCGAUACAAAAUCCGCGACUUUCGGAUUGGGCAGCCGAACACCAUA